AUGACUGCAGAGAACUGCACUGUGUUUACUGAGUUCAUAUUGUUAGGACUUUCUGACAGACAAGAUGUGCAGCAGGGGCUCUUUGGGCUCUUCCUGCUGGUUUACAGCAUAACUGUGAUUGCCACUCUAGGGAUGGUCCUGCUGAUCAAGAUGGACCCCAGACUCCACACACCCAUGUACUAUUUCCUGAGCAAUCUGUCCUUCUGUGAUGUGUGCCAGUCCUCCACUGUGUCUCCCAAGAUGCUGACUAAUUUCUUAUCUGAGCAAAAGAAGAUUCCAUUGAACUUGUGUGCCAUUCAGAUGUAUUGUUUUGGGACCCUGGCAGAUGUGGAGUGCCUCAUGUUGACUGUCAUGGCUUAUGACCGCUAUGUAGCCAUUUGUAACCCACUUCUUUAUACAGUUGUCAUGUCCAAGAGAUUCUGUACCCAGCUUGUGGCUUUUGUGUACAUAGAAGCUUUGAUCUAUCCAGCAAUUUUCACCUAUUGCACAAUUCAGUUGUCAUUCUGCAAUUCCAAUAUCGUCAAUCACUUUUUCUGUGACUUCCCACCCUUAUUAGCCCUCUCCUCCUCAGAUACAAGCAUCAACGAGAUAGUGAUGUUCACUUAUAGCGGCUGUGUUCUGGGUUGCAGCAUCAUCAUUGUCUUCCUCUCCUACAGCUACAUCAUAACAACCAUCCUUAGAAUGAACUUAGCUGAAAGGAGAUGCAAAGCCUUCUCUACGUGUGUCUCGCACUUAACCGCUGUGUGUAUAUUUUACGGCACACUUCUGUUUAUGUAUUUCAGACCUAGCUCAAGUUACUCUAUGGACACGGACAAAACGGCCUCUGUCUUCUACACAGUUGUCAUCCCCAUGUUAAACCCCCUUAUCUACAGUUUAAGGAAUAAGGAUGUGAAAGGUGCAAUGAAAAGGGUAAUUGGCACUAAAUUAUGUUUUCAGCCAAAAGUGUUUGUUUAA
Hippopotamus amphibius kiboko is the source of this 954-nucleotide messenger RNA. RefSeq names its product olfactory receptor 8U9-like. The transcript has a single exon. Gene Ontology annotation, biological process: sensory perception of smell; G protein-coupled receptor signaling pathway. The record is from RefSeq and is a predicted model, not a curated record. Gene Ontology annotation, cellular component: membrane. Gene Ontology annotation, molecular function: G protein-coupled receptor activity; olfactory receptor activity; odorant binding. Bases 1 to 954 code for a protein of 317 amino acids. NCBI's taxonomy places the organism in Eukaryota, Metazoa, Chordata, Mammalia, Artiodactyla, Hippopotamidae.